AUGUCAUGCUUCGGCCUGGAGGCUUACAACCAGAACCAGUCUGAGGGAGAUGUGGAUGAAGAAAGUGUGAUUCUAACGCUGGUCCCAUUUACUGAGGAGUCAACCACAGAAUAUCCUACGGAAUCAAAUGUUUCUUCAGUCAUAGACCACAAACCACCAGCCCGUUCUCUGGUGAGGUAUGAGGGAAUCAAACACCCAACAAGAACCAUACCGAGCACCGCUCCUCCACGCACUCUGCCUCCUAUUAAUAAUGUGUCCCGGAACGAGCUUCGGGAGUGGUGUCGUUAUCUUAACUUGAGUACAGAUGGCAAGAAAGUUGAGGUUUAUGUGAGACUUCAGAAGCAUUCAUAUGCUAAACAAGAAUGUUAUAUUCCUAACACAUCUCGUGAGGCCAGACUGAAGCUGGGUCCCAAGAAAUCUAAGAUAGUCUUCAGAGGAAUCGGGCCUCCCAGCAGCAGCAAAAGUCAGAAGCAGGAGAGCGGUAUCCUGGAAAUUGUAUCUUCACCUAACGUUUCCACACUUGCAGCCUGGUCGAGAAUUGCCAGGAGAGCUUCUCUGUCCAUGUCUGCGAAUCGAUGUCCUCUUCUCUCUAAUGUGGAGGCCUUUCUGCCAGAAACCACUGGAUUCAGAUGGUGUGUUGUCCAUGGCAGGAAGUGCCCUGCAGAUAAGAAAGGCUGGGUUCGCCUGCAAUUUUACGCUGGUCAGACCUGGGUUCCAGACACUCCCCAAAGGAUGAAUUUUCUCUUCCUGUUACCAUCCUGUGUUAUCCCAGAACCAGGAAUAGAAGAUAAUUUGCUAUGUCCAGAAUGUGUUCACAGCAACAAGAAGAUCAUGAGAAACUUUAAAAUUAGAAGCCGUGCAAAGGAAAAUGCCGUACCUCCAAAUAUGCCGCCUUAG
Arvicanthis niloticus (Nile rat) is the source of this 897-nucleotide messenger RNA. RefSeq names its product developmental pluripotency associated 2 (gene Dppa2). Lineage: Eukaryota; Metazoa; Chordata; Mammalia; Rodentia; Muridae. Gene Ontology annotation, cellular component: nucleus. The record is from RefSeq and is a predicted model, not a curated record. Gene Ontology annotation, molecular function: chromatin binding. Gene Ontology annotation, biological process: system development.